Molecule: messenger RNA, 1982 nt
Organism: Phytophthora nicotianae INRA-310
Lineage: Eukaryota; Oomycota; Peronosporomycetes; Peronosporales; Peronosporaceae
Exons: 2
Coding region: 255-1127 (290 amino acids)
Biological process (GO): response to endoplasmic reticulum stress; positive regulation of ERAD pathway
Cellular component (GO): endoplasmic reticulum
Source: RefSeq, a predicted model, not a curated record
AACUGCUCGAAUCGAUGUAUACAUGUACACCGUAUACACAAGUGGAGUUGCUUGAAGAGGCCGAGCCAAAUGGAAUACAUGGAGGAGGUGUACUUCCGACUGCAUGUACAGAUCAUCCGCUGGGCGCAGCGCCUUCUAAGUGCUACGGUGACGCUCCACCGUCUCUUAAGCUAUCCGCGUGCAUUUAUGUUGCCCACUAACGUUAUCUGUGGUCUCUCAAUUAUGUUUCCUUCCAGAGUAGGGAACGGAUUGAGAUGCUGCUGUUCGUAGUCGCUUCGCACCUACUUCUGCUGUGUUUUAUGCUUCACUCGAGUUUUAUCAGCGACCGUGGCUCGAUUAGCUGUCUAGAGCAGUUUUUACCGCCUUCAGCAAACCAUUACAACCUCCAGGACGAGCAACUUCGUUUACUCCGAAUUCAGAUUCUACCCGACACUGAUGCGGAAAAUUGGAGCCUGUCCACAAAAUAUGUGGGGUCAUAUUCGACAUCCAACACGUCUGAAGUUGAUACCCGUUCUGGCUAUCUACUGAAUCCGGGAUUGAACUUCAUUUACGCUCCUCAAAAAAGUCUAUUGGCGCUGUUGGAACACGCUGACGCUCUCCAGACAGACGUGGAGAUGGAUACGCUGUUACUGCCUAAGACUUCGCGAUGCUUUGAGCUCAGAUGGUUCGAUCAGUUGCCAUUGUGGACAUUAAUAAGGGAUGGAGUGGUUGGAUACGAUACAAUCUUGGUGAAUCAGUUGGUUCACCAUUUUGGAGCUAGAGGGUUUCUCUAUAAAGAAAACAGCCGCGUUACCAUUGAUAUGAGCUAUGGAGUGUUCAACCCGGCGUCGUCGGCGCGAAGUUGGUUGAGGUUUGUGGCGAUGAAGUUUAAGAUCCUGCACACGAUUCUGUUCCUGUUUUUUGUUAUCACGGCGUUGGUAGCUUUUGUGCUGCUGGAGACCCAGAAGAGAAUGAUCACAUUUGCUGCGCUGUUCCACAACCGACAGCAAGUGCAGAAUUCGUUCGCCAACCUUGUGAUGACUUUUUUCGCGCAAUCGCUCGUGUUUGUUCCAGUUCUGGUAAGAAAUGGCGACCUACUUCAUCAUUUAAAAUACCACGAGCUAUUAAUGAUUUCUGAUGGUUGGUAGGUGGGAAUGGUGUUCUUCUUGUUCGAGCUGUACAAGGACCGUUUGCUGGCAUUUGGCGUCAUGACGAUCAUGUGGGUGGGCGAGUCAUUCUCCGUCAUCAGCGUGCGGACGCGACUCUCGCAAGCGUAUUUCCCGCCGCUGUUCUUUUGUCUCUUCACAUUGUUUCACAUUUAUCUCUUCUCCUUCCCGUUCGGCUUCUCGUAUGUCGCACUGGCCGCCAUGUGUGUACUUCUACUACAGCUUAUGCUCUUCUUCUGGAAUUGCUUCGAGAUUCCAGCACUGAAUCGGGGGGAAAUCUCAAGAGUGUGUCCUCGGGAGCAAUUAUUUCUUCUAUUUCCACUUUAAACGCAAGCAAAGCAGUGAAGAAGUGGAUGCUCCCAAGGUCCAAGGUCGAGACGUAUCAGGCAGUAGAAGAAAAGGGAGACAUCGGAUACAUUUAUUCUACAUUCAUCAUGUUCUAUUACGGCUGGAUACCUCGUGAUGGGGAUAAUAACUUAGACUUGGUAGUUACCCUGGUGCUAACUCUUUGCAGUUCUAGUGGCACUUUUCACCCUAUUAGCGGGGGAUGGUGAGGCCAUCCACGCCGAGAUCACCUUCUUGACUCGCCGUUGUCGCCGCUUAUCCAGAACAACAGUCUUCGUCCAAUUCCAACGAUGUACAAGUCGAGCACGACGAGCCGCCAGUUUCUGGGAUAUAUUCUGCACGACCAAAUUAAACGUUAGUAUAAAUCAACCCUUCAAGCAGAGUCCGACGCCGUAAGCUUACAUAGAUUCGUAGGAACCUCCGCUCGUCCUGCCACUUAUCGGUUUUGAACUCGAGUGAGGCUCGGGACUUCCGGUUCUCGUACAAAACUCU